AUGUGGCCAUAUCAGGGCUCUCCUCUCCCUCCUCAGCUUCUGCAGGAACCCAUCACAGUCUGUAUCUUCCAUUUGGCUGUCGCUGACUUUGGCUUCCUGCUCUUUGUGGUGACCUCCAUCCUGCUCCACCUGCUGGAGGAAGUUUCCUGCUCCACUAUUAUGCUCCUGGAGUACCUGAGGUUGUUUUCUCUGCUCCUGCUGUUCUCUUACUCCAUGGGGCUCUAUCUGCUGACAGCCAUCACCAUCAAGAGGUGCACAUCCAUCCUCUGCCCACUCUGGUACUGCUGCCACUGUCCCCAGAAACUGUCAGGGUUCAUGAGUGUUCUUCUCUGGGCCCUCCCCUUUGUUACAAUGGUUAUCCUGUACCAGUCACACAAGCCCCAGUACUGCCAGGUGUCUCUCAUCUCCAUGUAUGCCCUCAACCUCCUGCUCUUUGCUCCAGCUAUGGUCAUUUCCAGCACAGUUCUCUUCAGUGAAGUCAAGCCUGCCUCCCAGCAGCAGCAACCCAAGAGACUCGACAUCAUUAUCCUCCUCACUGUGUUCUUCAUCCUCCCCUUCACUCUCCCACUCAGCCUCUGGACUUUACUGCUGCAGUUCGGCUACGCCAUUGUGUCAUCCCAAGUGGUUUUCUUGCUCACCUGCGUCCUCAGCACUGUCAAUCCCUUCAUCUGCUUCUUGGUGGGGAGCAGGAGGCCCUGCUCUGUGGAGUGUUGCAGGAGGCCCUGCUCCAUGGGGUCCCUAAGAAAGGCCCUCCUGAGAGUCUUUGGGGACACAGAAGAAAACAAUGCCUGCAGCAAUGAUCCCAUCAUGGACACAGUGCUCUGAGCCUGUUGAUUCCUGCCACUCCACUGCUGAAUAACCCCAGGAUGGCAGCUGAGGGAUUCCUUGAUCCACCUGAUCAAUAAAUACCCACAGUAUCACCCUCCCUGUGCUGGUGCAUCCUCGCCCUCUUUCCAGUCCAAACUGAGAUCUGAGAAAUGCUCCUGGCCAAUGAAUUCCAUUGUGCUGCCGCUUAAUAUUAAAUGUGGUUUUUACUGAUCCCCUUGGCGGUGAUUUUUUCAGCCAUCUCAAACACUCGUUUGGAACACUCCCGCGGUGUAAUCCUGCAGGAGAAGGGAGCAGCGGCAUGUGGGAGGGAUGCUCUGAUGGAGCACAUGGGAGCAGGGCUUUCCUCCUCCCUCCCGGGUCCUAGAACACCAUGGCCUGGAGGGGCAGAGACACUGCCGGGAGUCUCGGAUGGAGCAGGAAAGGAGCGGGGCUGUCGGGGUGGAAGGU
Vidua chalybeata is the source of this 1275-nucleotide messenger RNA. RefSeq names its product proto-oncogene Mas-like. The transcript has 2 exons. NCBI's taxonomy places the organism in Eukaryota, Metazoa, Chordata, Aves, Passeriformes, Viduidae. Gene Ontology annotation, molecular function: G protein-coupled receptor activity. The record is from RefSeq and is a predicted model, not a curated record. Gene Ontology annotation, cellular component: membrane. The coding region runs from base 1 to 825 and encodes 274 amino acids. Gene Ontology annotation, biological process: G protein-coupled receptor signaling pathway.